UCCUAUCCCUUCCUGGAGCAAUGACGAUGCGCUUCGGAGUUGUAGGGCUAGGUGGGCCUGAACCACCAAUGGCAGUGGCUGCCUCCAGCAGUAAGACUUUGAAGGCGCUCAAAGAAUCAGCAGCCAGAGCACUGCACUUUGUACAUCCCAGUGGCAACGUCUGGAAGCCGCGGCAUCUCUUCACAGAAACACCGAGUGGAAACCUGAGGGAACUGCAGGAGAACUCCCAGAUCACAGAAGAGAAGGUCCUAUGGGUCGAGCCCCCGUGGAAAGCUGGUUCUGUGCUACAGCAGGGCUUGACGUCCCGCAGCCGAUGGACCUGGGGGGCGCGGCUCUACCAAAGUCUCUCGCGACUCCCAUGUUGUUUGCCUUUGUAUCGCUGGCGAAGCAGUGCUGCUGCCAAAGGGGGACGUGGUGCGCCGCGACGGGAGCAGAAGGUGCAGAAGGAUCCAAAGCGACCAACGCACUUUGUUUCUCUACGUGUGGGGGAAGAUGUUCAGAGAGCUGCAUUAAAAGUUCAACAGGAACUUGUAGGCCAAGCAGACGAACAUUUGCGGAAAGAUUUGGAGAGGUGCCUGAUCCCCUGUGGCCAGUUUCAUCUGACCCUGGCAACGCUGAAAUUGCGAGAGGAGGACCUGCAGGUCAUCCGAGAACAGCUCAAUCAGGUCUCAGACCUGGCAGGUUUUCACUUCAAGCUGAAGGGCCUGGAAUCAUUUGGACAAAGAGUGCUCUUUGCCCGGGCGUGUGACGAUGGCUCCAAUGGAUAUGCUGCCUUGUGUGCCUUGCACACACGCCUGGCAGAUGCCUUUGAGACAUGCCUUCCAGGUGUAAAGAAGGAGGCUGCUUUGAGCAGUGAGACAAUCGAGACAAUCUCAACACAGGAGCCCGAAGCCGCGGAGGCCGACGUCUCGGAAAAGCUCAGUCGCUUCCUGACGCGUGUGUUACGACACGACGCCAAGCGCUUGGGUCUUCAGAUGCGUAGUGAUGGCUCUGUGGCUUUGAAGGACUUGGUUGCGUUGUCCUUCUUCAGAAACAAUGGCUUUGGAGAGGCAGAUGUGGAAAGAGAAGUGAAACACAAUGACAAGCAGCGUUUCUCCCUGUGGCUCGAGAAGGGCAUUAAGCGGAUUCGAGCCAACCAAGGGCACAAGAUGAAGGAGGUGGUGGACAGUGAGCUGCUGACACCCAUCUCGUCUUCCCAGGAGCUUCCCGUGUGUAUUCAUGGCACAUACAUGAAGCGCUGGCAUCACAAGAAGAAGAGCUACGUGGACGUUUGGCCAGCCAUCAAGCGUGAAGGGUUGAAACCCAUGGGGCGGAACCACAUUCACUUCGUGCCCCAUGAGGUCGGCUCUCGCACUGUCAUCAGCGGCAUGCGUCAAGAUUGUACAGUGGCCAUCUACCUGGAUGUGCCAAAAGCCUUGGCCAUGGGAAUCAAACUCUUCCGUUCUUCCAAUGAUGUGGUGCUGAGCCGCGGCAACGAGUGUGGCCACAUCCCCACCGAGCUUUUCGCCAAAGCCGUUGAGAUCAAAACGGGACGUCUGCUUUGGCCUCCUGAAGCUGGCGCUGACAUUGCCACGGAGGAGGAAGACUGCUUUCAGCCACACAUGACUUUGGCCAAGACCAGCCGAGCACAUGAUGGAGCUCGCAUUCCAGAGAGCUGUUGGCAGGCCCUUCGAACUGUUGAGCUGGGCGUGGUCACAGCGGAUUCUUUGGAACUAUGUCGAAUGAAAGGAGAUCCUCAAACAGGUUACUAUGAGGUAGAUUACAAGGUGUCCUUCAAACGCUCGCAACGAGAGCGCAAAUAGAACGUGCAGAUCGUGCAGAUCCUCCCGUUCUGAAGUGUGUCAAUUGUGGGCGACUAGUUGUUACUAGUUUGCCAUAUGUUGCCAGUAGCUCCUACAGAAGUCUCAGUUUUCCCCCAAAUUGCUUGCGCUGACGUUCCAGAGGCAACUAAUGUAUACUAAUGUGCGGUUGCCAACAAAAAUACCGUUCCCUGGUCAAGGCCUGAAAGUGGGGCUAGAUCAGAACGUUUCCGUCGCGUUUCUUCAAGGCUGCACCAGCAGACCCGUUAGUCAUCUUAAAAGCCGAACAGAGCCAAAAAAAACGGCGACGGUGACCGGUUGGCGAUAGUUAAGACACAUGUUGUUUUUG
Cladocopium goreaui is the source of this 2148-nucleotide messenger RNA. The record is from the annotation of a GenBank genome assembly. Lineage: Eukaryota; Dinophyceae; Suessiales; Symbiodiniaceae.